Parnassius apollo (apollo) is the source of this 1515-nucleotide messenger RNA. Lineage: Eukaryota; Metazoa; Arthropoda; Insecta; Lepidoptera; Papilionidae. The record is from the annotation of a GenBank genome assembly.
AUGCCGAGGGGGGUGAAGCGAGGGCAGGCGGAGGGUGAAGCAGAGGUGGUGGUGCGCGUUGGGGCGUCUCCGUCGCACACCACUCUACUGGAUGAUAGCCCUAGUCAGCCCAUCAGCUACCACCUACUCGAUCAUGGCUAUGGUGCCACGCCACAGCAUCAAAUACGGCGCGAGGCCCCCUCGGCACCGCCGAAGACGUCAGAAGCGGUGAAAAGAAGACUGAAUCUGAGUGAAAGCAGUUCAGGCAGUCAGGGGCACGUGGUGCCGAUGAAGGCCGACUUUAAAACUCCAAAGCAGAAACGCGUCAAAGUGCUCACGCCCUACAGCCGACCGUCCAGUUCUAUGAAAAAAUACACAGAACGCUCCAGGUUUGACACAUCAUUAGGUCUACUUACAAAAAAGUUUGUUGCGUUACUUAAGUCAUCGCCAAAUGGAGUGCUCGAUUUGAACAUUGCAGCGGAACAGCUUUCAGUUCAAAAGCGUCGCAUAUACGAUAUCACGAAUGUGCUAGAGGGCAUAGGAAUAUUAGAGAAAAGAUCGAAAAAUAAUAUACAAUGGAAGUGUGGCGCGGGCGGGUGCGGGGGCGCGGGCGAGGAGGCGCGUGCGCGGCGGCUGCGGCGCGAGGUGCGCGCGCUGAGCGUGCGCGAGGCGCGAGCCGCGCGGGCCGUCGCCGUCGCCGAGCACGCGCUCGCCACGCUCUCGGCGGACCACGGCGCGCUCGCCUACAUCACCUACGCGGACCUGCGCUCCAUCGACGACUUCCGCAACCAGACCGUCAUACCGAUCAAGGCGCCGCCCGACACCAGGCUCAGCGUACCUCAUCCAGACGAAAAAGGCUACAUGAUCCAUUUGAAGUCAAUGUCUGGAGAAAUUGAAGUCUACCUCUGUCCUAAAGAGCGACCCUCUUCACCACCUCCAUCAGCAGGCUUGUUGCCACCUGACCCACUCCUAGAAGACAACAAAGCUUUGUUAGCACCACUUAUAGCACAGUUGCAGACCGUACCUUCAAUUUCUGUAACUGCGGACUUCACAACACCCAUCAAACGUGAGUCAGACGACGAGGAGCACUUAUCACGGAGCCUUGUGGUGCGUACGCCGUGCGUGACGGAUCCGACGCUCCCGCUGGCCGCGUCGCUCGGCGCGACGCUUAGUUCAACUCUCGGUACGGCGCUCGGCUCGAGCUCAACGCUCGGAUCGACGCUCGGGGUGUCGCUCGCCACGCCGCUCAGCACGCCUCGACGGCCCACGCCUACAUCGACGCCGCACCCGUCGCCGCUGCUCUCCACUCCAGAUAUUGGUAGUGCUCGAGGUCGUCUCCGUAACGCUUUAAUAGCGGAUAGUGAUGACUUCGCGCCCAUAAUGGGCGGUGGUCGCUUCCAAAUGCAGACUGAAGAUCAGGAGUCAGAACCUUUGGAGCCGUUCCUAGCAUUGGAGCCACCAAUGUCGGGCACCGACUACGGCUUCUGUCUCGACCACGACGAAGGCUUAUCAGAACUUUUCGACUUCGAGUUUUAG